UUACUGUAGUAUAAGAGAUAAGAAUUAAUAUGUAGAAAAAUUGGUCUUUUCCCUAUCUCAAGUGUUUACAUAAUAAUAAAAAACAAAAUCUUCAAAUCUCCUGUACUUGAUCAGUUAAUCCUUUUACACGCAUCUGUCUAUGUCCUAUUCAUACUUCGUGAUGUUUUGUGUCUGACUACCGCGUUCUUAAAAAUGUUUCAAGAAGAAUUCUUAAAUGACAUAAACAAGUUUGAUAUCGAGUAACAGAAAUAUAUUCGAUAACGGUGUAUAAAGAGAUUAGCACUCAAUUUGCAAUUCAUCUCGUCUCGUUGUAACGGUAGCAUCAGCAUCAAACAGCAGGAACAGUCAAGUGUCAGCGGUGUCAGCUAGUAUACAUCUACAUUGAAAAAAAUACAAACGUGUUGCACUGUACUUGACACGAGAAUCGUUUAUAUUCGGUACUUAAUUAUACAUUAAUAAACAUGGAUCAAUAUAAUUUAUUGUCAACUAAAGUCGGUUUCAUCGGCGGGGGAAACAUGGCAAGUGCUAUCGGCGCUGGUUUAAUUCGUAAAGGCAUUUUAAGUCCGAACAACGUUUGGGUCUCCGCCCGUACAAAUAAAACUCUAGGCUUUUGGAAUGAUCUGGGUGCACAUGCAACAUUAAAAAAUGGAGAAGUGGUAGACAAUUGUGAAAUCAUAUUUUUGGCAAUGAAACCCCAUAUGCUGGAUGAUGCACUCAGUGGUAUCUUGUCAACGAUAACAAAGAAGGGUUCACAUAUACUGUUUGUCUCAGUUCUUGUAGGAGUCACGUUGGAGACUUUAGCUAGUAAACUAAAAGCUAUCGUCGCAUAUCCUAGAAUAGUCAGAUGUAUGCCCAACACUCCAAUGAUGGUUGGAGAAGGAAUAACAGUGUACUGUUGCAUGAACACAACGGAUCAAGACGAAACUAUGGUGGAAACGUUAUUUUCAUACAUCGGCAUGGCAGAACAUGUUCCCGAGUCUCUUAUGAACGCUAUAGGUGGUCUUUCAGGAUCUGGUCCUGCUUAUGCAUACCUCGUUAUAGAAGCAUUGGCAGACGGUGCUGUCAAGAUGGGAGUUCCAAGACCGAUGGCAACUAAAUUUGCAGCACAAGUAUUAGUCGGAGCUGGUAAAAUGGUUUUAGAGACUGGCAGGCACCCUGGCCAGUUGAAGGACGAAGUAUGCUCGCCAGGAGGUACAACUAUCACAGGAGUUCAUGCCAUGGAGACUGGACAAGUCAGAGCUUCCAUGAUGAAUGCAGUUGAAGCUGCAGUGAAAAAGGCAAACGAGUUAACUUCUAAGAUAAAAUAAACUUUAGUGUGAAAGAUUGAAGCUGGGUAAAUGGUGAACAUAAAUUAUGUUAUUUUUCGUAUAAUAUUUUUAUAAGAUGUGAUGUACUUUGACGAUGUAAACAGUGGGAGUAAAUGAAAGGGUUAUAUAAUAUAUAUUAUAUAAUAUA
This is a messenger RNA of Ceratina calcarata, 1455 nucleotides long. RefSeq names its product Pyrroline 5-carboyxlate reductase (gene P5cr). The record is from RefSeq and is a predicted model, not a curated record. Gene Ontology annotation, biological process: L-proline biosynthetic process. The transcript has 6 exons. The coding region runs from base 462 to 1307 and encodes 281 amino acids. NCBI's taxonomy places the organism in Eukaryota, Metazoa, Arthropoda, Insecta, Hymenoptera, Apidae. Gene Ontology annotation, molecular function: pyrroline-5-carboxylate reductase activity.